Messenger RNA from Larimichthys crocea (large yellow croaker), 2326 nucleotides. RefSeq names its product dual specificity phosphatase 1 (gene dusp1). Gene Ontology annotation, cellular component: cytoplasm; nucleus. NCBI's taxonomy places the organism in Eukaryota, Metazoa, Chordata, Actinopteri, Sciaenidae. The transcript is spliced from 4 exons. The coding region runs from base 250 to 1380 and encodes 376 amino acids. The record is from RefSeq and is a predicted model, not a curated record. Gene Ontology annotation, biological process: protein dephosphorylation; endoderm formation; negative regulation of p38MAPK cascade. Gene Ontology annotation, molecular function: MAP kinase tyrosine/serine/threonine phosphatase activity.
CUCACGGGCAGAAGCAACUGACUGUAAACUUGAAUACAUUAAAACUUUUUAUUUUUUUAAUUUUUUUUAAACGGAUACUUUCAAGAGAAGAUUAACGGACCAAACUUUUAGAUAGUCUUAAAACUUUUUUUUUUUAACGCGUCUUUUUUUCCUCUUAAACAAGCUAACCGGAACAAAGGACUCGACGUUACUGUUUUUUUUUGUUUGUAUCACAACAACCUUUAACGUUUGUUAAAGUAAACUAGCUUUAUGUAUUUGGAUUUAUUAUAUCUUUCCCGCCGUCCUACUAUGGUCAUAAUGGAGGUUCCCACCAUCGACUGUGCGUCCCUCUGUGGUCUGUUGGAGGACGACGUCCCCGGCUGUCUGCUGCUGGACUGCCGCUCCUUCCUGUCCUUCAACUCGUCCCACAUAUCGGGCUCCACCAACGUGCGCUUCAGCACCAUAGUGCGCAGGAGGGCCAGAGGUGGGCUCGGACUUGAGCACAUAGUCCCCAAUGAGGACACCAGGACCAGGCUGCUGUCCGGGGAGUACCAGUCUGUGGUGCUGCUUGACGACCGCAGUUCGGACUUAAGCCAGGCGAAGAAAGACGGGACCUUGAUGCUCGCUGUUACGGCCCUGUGUCGCGACCCAUGUGGAGUCCGAGUUUUUAUUCUUAAAGGCGGUUUUGACACAUUUUCCUCAGAGUAUCCUGAGAUGUGUACCAAACCCUCCCCUCCACAAGGGCUCAGCUUGCCCCUGAGCUCCAGCCACCCUGAGAGCGCCGACCCAAGCUGUAGUCCAUGCAAUACUCCUCUGUACGACCAGGGCGGUCCUGUGGAGAUCUUGCCUUUCCUGUACCUUGGCAGCGCUUACCACGCUUCAAGAAAAGACAUGCUGGACAUGCUGGGGAUCACCGCUCUGAUCAACGUCUCUGCCAACUGCCCGAACCACUUCGAGGGCUCCUUCCUCUACAAAAGCAUCCCAGUCGAGGACAACCACAAAGCUGAUAUCAGCUCCUGGUUCAACGAGGCAAUCGAGUUUAUCGACUCAGUGAGAAAUAAAGGAGGCCGUGUGUUUGUCCACUGUCAAGCAGGCAUCUCCCGCUCCGCCACCAUUUGCCUUGCCUACCUCAUGCGUACCAACCGCGUGAAGCUGGACGAGGCCUUUGAGUUUGUCAAGCAGCGCCGCAGCAUCAUCUCCCCGAACUUCAGCUUCAUGGGACAGCUCCUCCAGUUUGAGUCUCAGGUCCUGGCUACGUCCACCUGCUCCUCGGAGGCCGGCAGCCCAGCCAUCGGCAACAGCAGCACAGUUUUCAACUUCCCCGUGUCGAUCCCCGUACACGCCUCAGCUGGUCAGCUCUCAUUCCUCCACAGUCCCAUCACCACCUCUCCCAGCUGCUGAGGAAGAUGCAGACUUUUUUUAUUUGGACUUGAACUGAAACUUACAAGUGCCUCUGCAAAGAGCACUGCACAAGAUCAUAUUUUAUGGUGAUAUGGCGCUAUCACUGGACAGAAUGGGGAAGUAGUGUUUGGGGUCAGUUCAUUUGACUCUGUGAUCUUGCUGGCCAAAUCUCUGUAAGUUGGUCUCAUCAUUUCAAAGGGAGAUUUGAUCACUACCAUCAGGCAGUAUUCAUGUUUAACCUCCUGAAUGUUAGAGUCAUCCAAAGUUUGAAUCCUGAAUGGCUUAGGGAGAUGGCUGAAAGGAUAGUCGAGGUUAUUCCUGUAGAGGAAGUUAUUAGUAUCUGAAUAUUCUUUAUUCAAAGAACUGUUUUUGGCUUUUUGUUUGUUUUUUAAUGAAGGCAACUGCUUUUGAUAAUCACAAUCAUUUAAAACAAAAUAGAGAGGACUGUUGUCUCAGGAAAGUUGACUUAUCCUCUCCAAUGUCCCUUUUUGCUUUCCGUACUGGUCAAAGAAAGCAGCAUAAACCUAUUUGCCCCACAUGGCAUGGAAGUUACUCCUUCAUUUGACGAACAAUGAAUGUAUCCCCCCCCUCUUUUCAAUGUAAAUGUGGCAGAAAUCUUCAUGUUCGGUUUGAGAGUUCGAUGGGUUGCCAAUUCAAAUGCAAAUACCUGCCUUUCAAGACAUCAUGAAACCUUGACGAUCCUGACACAUUGGGGAAAUGGACCAUUAAAUACCUCAUGUUUCUGUACUGUGUACUGCAGCGCUGAGACAGACAGACACAACCCCAAAAACUACUCGAAUGGGGACACGUAGUCAUCAGUGACUGCAUUCUGACAUAUUUAUUGAACUAAAGUAAUAUAUUUCUUUAUCAUAUCUAUUUUUGCAUAUUGUUUGUUUAAAUGUUGUUUUUAUACCGUUUAAUAAAUCUCAUUUGACUUUUGUACUUA